Messenger RNA from Rattus rattus (black rat), 801 nucleotides. RefSeq names its product RNA polymerase II subunit I (gene Polr2i). Gene Ontology annotation, cellular component: RNA polymerase II, core complex. Gene Ontology annotation, molecular function: nucleic acid binding; DNA-directed RNA polymerase activity; zinc ion binding. The transcript is spliced from 6 exons. The record is from RefSeq and is a predicted model, not a curated record. The coding region runs from base 385 to 762 and encodes 125 amino acids. NCBI's taxonomy places the organism in Eukaryota, Metazoa, Chordata, Mammalia, Rodentia, Muridae. Gene Ontology annotation, biological process: DNA-templated transcription; transcription-coupled nucleotide-excision repair; maintenance of transcriptional fidelity during transcription elongation by RNA polymerase II.
GGAGGCCGACGCCGGGGAGAAUGGCUGGAGUUAUCCUGGUCCGCCGAGUGUCCGCUCGGCGCAUGUGCACUGGCCUUGGGCCAAGAAGAGAGCGGCGGCUUCUCCCGUUUAUGCUCAGCGCCUUGUGGAUGACGUUGCGCGUCACAGUCCUAGCCCUUGUCCUAAAUCCAAACCACUCGGAGUUGUGAAGCAAGGUUCCGAAAUCAUCGGGAGUACCAGAGGGUAUCAAAGGAUUGACGCAAGCCGUCAGCCAGACAUCCGUAAGAUAAGGAGCCCUCACGUGCGCGCAGCUCCGCCCCAUUUUAGUGCAGCUACGCGAUCCGACCCUUCCCGCGGUCCGUAGCGCGGCCGCGCAAGCGCAGAAAGCUAAUCAGCCCAGUCGCUAUGGAACCUGACGGGACGUACGAGCCUGGCUUCGUGGGUAUUCGGUUCUGCCAGGAAUGUAAUAACAUGCUGUACCCCAAGGAGGACAAGGAGAAUCGCAUUCUGCUGUACGCGUGCCGGAAUUGCGAUUACCAGCAGGAAGCCGACAACAGCUGCAUCUACGUCAACAAAAUCACGCACGAAGUGGACGAGCUGACCCAGAUCAUCGCAGACGUGUCCCAGGACCCUACGUUGCCCCGGACCGAGGACCACCCGUGCCAGAAGUGUGGCCACAAGGAGGCAGUGUUCUUCCAGUCACACAGUGCCCGAGCUGAGGACGCCAUGCGCCUGUACUAUGUAUGCACCGCCCCACACUGCGGCCACCGCUGGACUGAGUGACCGUUCCUUCCUCCAUUUGUAAUAAAUGCCCAGUUUCCA